AUGACUCUCAGAGGUGCUAAAAAUAUUUGUUCAUCUUCAAAUGCAGCUAAUUGUACGCAGUGCCUUGCACUUGGCCCAGAAUGUGGAUGGUGUACUCAAGAGGACUUCAUUGUGGAUAUAACAGAAAAUUACAGAUGUGAUACAUUUAUUAAUUUAAAAUUGAAAGGUUGCCGUUCAGAAUCAAUAGAACAUCCCUCUGUACAACUGCAAGUCUUAAAUACCAAAGUGGUGAAUAGUCAAGUCACUCCAGCUGAAGUUUCCGUUCACCUUAGACCAGGAGCUAGCAAAAAUUUUCUAUUAAGGGUUCACCGCUUAGAGAAAUACCCAGUGGAUUUUUAUUAUUUGGUUGAUGUCUCUGCUUCAAUGCAAGACAGUAUUGAAAAAUUGAAUUCCAUCGGAUUUGAUUUAUCUCAAAAAAUGGCAAAUUUUUCCCAAAAUAUCAGAUUUGGAUUUGGAACAUUUGUGGAUAAGCCUGUUACACCAUAUAUCAGUAUUCAACCACAGAGAAUUAAAAAUCAAUGCAGAGGUUAUCGAGACUGCAUGCCUCCCCAUGGAUACAUUCAUGUGCUGCCCCUAACAGAAAAUAUUACAGAAUUCAAAAAUAUUGUUGUGAAACAGAAACUUUCUGGAAAUAUUGACAACCCUGAAGGUACCUUUGACGCUAUGCUGCAGGCAGCUGUUUGUCAUAAAGAUAUUGGUUGGCGUAAAGAAGCAAAGCGUUUACUUAUUGUGAUGACGGAUCAAACCUCUCAUUUAACAUAUGAUAGCAAAUUAGCUGGUAUUGUUAUUCCUAAUGAUGGUCGAUGCCAUCUUAAGGACAAUGUUUACAGCAGGUCAACUGAUAUGGAACACCCAACUUUAGGACAGCUUGGAGAAAAACUGAUAGACCACCAUAUUAAUGGAGUUUUUGCAGUUCAGGGAAGACAGUUCCAUUGGUAUAAGGAUCUGUCACCAUUAUUACCAGGGACUGUUGCAAAAAAGAUGGAAUCAAGUGCUGCAAACCUGAAAGAGUUGGUGGUUGAUGCAUAUGAGUUACUUCUCUCAGAAGUGAAAAUUCAAGUGGAGAAUCCUAUGAAAGGUGUUCGCGUUGACGUCACUGCCAUAUGUCCUGAUGGAAGUAGACAUUUAGGAAUGGAAGGCUGUAAGGGUGUUAAAAGCAAUGAGAAUGUGUUUUUUAAUGUAACAAUUACAAUGGAUAAAUGUGAUGUAGCAGAGGGAAACGGCUACAUUUUUCUUAAACCUAUUGGUUUCAAUGAAACUGCCAAAAUUAAAAUACACAGAAGUUGCACUUGUCAGUGCAGUAAUGUAUCAAGGGGCAAAGGAAAAUGUGUAACUGAAGUUCUUCCAGACUGCCAAUCUCACUCAUGUAAAGAAGAGAGCUGCAGCUUAGAUGAAAGUGUCUAUCCUUCAGAAGGCUGUAAGGCAUUACCAGGCCGACCUGCAUGCAGUGGUCGCGGUGUGUGCAUCUGUGGAAAAUGCUUUUGUCAUAAAACUAAACUGGGAAAAAUUUAUGGGAAAUACUGUGAAAUGGAUGAUUUUUCAUGCCCUUACCAUUAUGGAAAACUAUGUUCUGGAAAUGGUGAAUGUGAAGAUGGUAAAUGUAAAUGUUUCAGUGGUUGGGAAGGAGAUCGCUGUCACUGCACAUCAUCAAAGGAACAUUGUAUGGACUCAUCCGGCCUGAUAUGCAGUGGAAGAGGAUCCUGUAUAUGUGGACAAUGUAAAUGCACUGAUGAGAAAAGCUUUGGCCCGUUGUGUAAAUACUGUUCAAAUUGUGACAAUACUUGUACAGAAAACUGGAAUUGUGAACACUCCCAAGUUUCUUCGAAUAUUUCAGAAUCUCAAAGCAAUUUAUUUAAAGACUUAUGUGACAAAGUCGUGUAUUAUAUUGAUCAGACUUCAGAAUGUUUCUCAGACCCAAGGAUCACUCAGAUCUUCUUUAUAAUCCUGACUGCUACAUUUCUUCUUGGAUUCCUUACUAUACUAAUCAUAAGAAAAAUCAUCCUACAAUGCAGUAAUACCAAACAUAACCGGUCAUCUGAUUACCAGAAGACUACACCUAAGAAGGACAAAAGAAUUUUGAAAAAUGUGUAUACAAGGACAGUAACAUAUACCCGGGAAAAACCAGAAGACCUAACUAUUGACCUCAGCUCAUUUGGAGUGCAUGAAACAUUUAAGUACAAAUUAUAAAUGAAACGCAUCAGCCAAGAGACAUUGACCUUUCCAAACUAGCAACAUCCUCUCAACCGUGUUUUACUACUAUUAGUUGUUUUUAUUUACACAAACACAUUCCGUUGCUAUGUUUGGAAGCUGAUGUACGGUAACAUCCAACUGUGUAGUCUGUGUUUUUAAUAAUGUAGCUGCUGUAUCAGAUCAAUGUGCAUUACUACUGUUUGGUACCACUGUUGAACGUAGCACUUUAUUUUUAUUGUUGUUUUUUAUUUUUACCUUUUUUUUUUUAUAACUAUUCUAAAGCACUGGUUACACUUUAUUGUUUAUUUGCGCUCAGAAUGAAAAUUACUACAUUGAUAAGACAGAAUUUGGCGUGAAAUGCAUGAUACAGACUUUCUAUAGAGUGCAUAAACUGGUGGCAAGUAAUUAACAGUGAUCAUUUUCAGGCAUUGUCUAUUUUAGGCUAUGUUUUCUAAGAAUAUUUGUUAACAUUAUUCACUUUGUAUUAAAGCAAAUGUAGUGAAUAUUGAUAACAUUUAUAUAAAUAUAUUCCAAUUUUUUUUGGAAUGAUUAAAAUUUUUUAUUGAUACUGUGUAUGAAGGACUAUUACAAAAAACAAAGCAAAAACAAAACAAAAAAAAGAAAGAAAAAUGCAACUGAUGUUUUAAUACCUUUUGUUUUGUUAAAGGGACAGAUUGUAAUAUAAAAUGCUUAAUUGUGCAUAGUAAAACAGCGUUGCUCCCUCUUCUGUAAUUUAAAUUUGAAAAUUGGGGAUUUUCCAAUCCUGAAAACUGAAAGAACCCAUGGCAGGCUUCACAAGCCUAACGUUACUACAUAUCUGUCAUUAAUAUUCAGUCUGUUAUAAUUUCUGCUGAAGUCAAACAAUAAAGAUCUGUUAAAACGACAGUGGCAAACUGUCUUCUCCAGACUCAAGUCUGAACUGGCUCUUCCAGAUAAGGAAAGUAGUGAGUGGAGUUUAACUAUUGAAAAACAAAUACAUCAAACAAGGUGUUAACCUAUUCUAAUACCAUUAAGAUGUACAAUGUGUUUGCUGUCCCUUUAAGAGACAACUUCCUGCAUUAGGCAUAUUCCAACACCAGAUUUAUUAGACCUAAAGAGCAAGUCCUCUUAUCUUUAUUUUCGCAUGUAUUUGGAGUUGCCCUUCAGGUCUAAUAUAAGUUGUGUCAGAAGCCGAAUACCUGAAACUGAAUAACAAAACCAGAAAUAGUGCAUGCGUCUAAUUUUGCUAAUGCCCUGUUUACUGGAAAUCUAUUACACAUUCAGAAACAUCAAAAGCCUAAGGGCUAGAUUACGAGUGGUGCAUUAACAGUUGCACAUUAGAAGUAGCGCCCAAAUUACAAGUCAAAAGUAAAAUUAUCAAAACAUACUUAAACGUACUGUAAAUUAUUCUAUAUAAUCCAUAGAAUAAAUCUAUACAUAUUACAGUAUGUUUAAUAAUUGAAAAAAAUAGUUUACAUGUAAUAUUUCAAAAACGUACCAUAAGAAUACUAAGUUUUCAUGUGAGCUAACCCGAACCGCUUUAAGAUUUUAAAUUGUGAAAUACGAUGCACAAAAUGCAUAUUUUACAUUCCUAUGGUCAUCACAUAGAAAAUAAUGUACUUUUAUUAUUAAAUAUAUAUUUCUUUAUAUAUCUGAUACUGUUUAUAUAAAAUGCAUAUAUAUACCUUUAUAUUUAUAGGAAUAGAUAUACAGGUAUAGGUAUAUACACAUAUAUAUAUAGAAAUAUGUACUUAAAUGGAUGGAAAGGUCAAUAAUGAAAUGUGCAUAGGUGCAUUUCAAUUUGAAAUAUAAGCAUUUUUGUAAUAUACUUCCAUUAGAAAAAAUGCUUCUAGUAAAAUGACUAUCACUACACCUUCUCAGAAAUUCUGCAUUGGCUUGUAUGAUACAAAUUACAUCUUAAAAGCAAUAUACACCACCGCCAGCUCUCUGAGAAUGUGUGGUGUUUGAAAACUGCUGCAUGAGCCCUCACAGGAUAUGCACAUAUGCCGCAGAAAAACAGUAAUAACUAUUAUUAGAAUCAUUUUUGCUAAUUGAAGUAUAUUGCAAAUAUGCUUUUAUUUCAAAUUGAGAUGCACCCAUGCACAUUUCAUUUUUCACCUUUCUAUCCCUUUAAGAAUAAAGAUAGCAUUAUCCUGUAAGUUAAGAACAUUGGAAUAAGAAAUAUAUUUUCAUAUCGGGUUAGUGCACUUGAGAAAAUGUGAUCGGGUUUGCAUGCAAGUAGGGUGUUAGUUUUUUUCCCACUUUUCUCGCUUCAUUGAAAUUUAUAGGAGAAUACUUAAACACAAUCACAAUAUUUUAACUUCAGCUGCUUGCGUGCAUUGGGUUAGCGUGUGAGCAAAAAACGUUUUACUUUCAACUUGUAAUAUGUGCAGUACAUGCGCAAAAAGCCAAAGACAAGAGCAGUUAGCACGGGAUCGAUAAUUAGAUCUCCACUAGUAAUCUAGCUCUAAAUUUGCUAAACGUUAGGCUCUAGAUGGGAGAUUUGUUCUGUCAACUAUAAAGGGACAUUGUGGGCAUUUUAUUUGCUUCUUGACAAUAUAUAUAUUCCUUGUUUUGCUUGUGAAAAACUAAAUUGUGAUGAAUAAACUUACAUUUUUCUUACCGGAUUGCAGGACUUAACAACUAAUGAGAAUUAAUGCUGCAUUAUGCAACAUAUCUAGUUUCAAUUUAAAUUUUGAACUGCCUUGUGUAAUAUUUUCAUCAAAAAAAAUAUGUUUACUUAAUAUUCUUUCAUAUUCAUGAUCUAAAAUGGUUGCCUACAAAAUCCCUUCUAGAUGUCAGGAUUAUUGCUUUUGUGUAAAAAUUGUACUUUAUCCCACGCUCCCUAAAAAGGACGCCAUAAAAACCCAAUGUAACCUGUAAAUGCUGUAAAUUAAACAGCUGAUUUACACAAUUUACAGCAUUUUGAAAACCUGGGUAACAGGUUUUGUUUUUUGACCUCUCUAGGGAGUGUGGAGUGGUAAAAAACACAAUUUUUAAUUAAAUCAAGAGGAGUUGAACGUGCUUUUAAGUUGAUUAAUGCUUUCAAACAUGUUUUUGGCACUGGUUAAAGCAGUAUACACUGCACUAUGGAAGUUACCUUAAUAAUACACCAUGAAUCACUGCCACACUACAGUGUUGUCAAUAUAUCAUAUGUCAUUUGAAAACUGAAGAUUAGGUAUGAUUUUUUUUUAUGUAUAACUGGACUUCACUUGAAAAUGAAUUGUUAUUUUUUAAGAGAUAAAAUAUGCUUCCAACUAGUAAUCUUUUGGUGCCAAAAUGUUCUUAUGGUUUAUGGAUUUUUAUUGCUAAUAAAUAAAUAUGGCAUUACCUGUGUGAAUGCAUCUCAUAACAUUAACACCAUCACAUAAAAUAUCCUAAAAUAUAGGAUUUAAAACAGGGCAUACUGCACUAAAAACCCUAUAACAGAAGUGUUACAAAACGGAUGCUUUUUCAGAUUGACAUACUGAUAAUUGCCAAUACCCAAUCCCCCAAAAAUAUUAAUUCAUUCAUUUUAUGUUCAUCUGUUUGAUGUUUUGACUCAUAAGAUAAACAUUUGAUAAAUACAAGUUAUGUUUUUAUUUAUUUAGUGUUUCAAAUAAUAAAUGUAAUCCUUUCUUGCAUA
Bombina bombina (fire-bellied toad) is the source of this 5794-nucleotide messenger RNA. RefSeq names its product integrin subunit beta 8 (gene ITGB8). Gene Ontology annotation, biological process: cell adhesion mediated by integrin; cell migration; integrin-mediated signaling pathway. The coding region runs from base 1 to 2187 and encodes 728 amino acids. The record is from RefSeq and is a predicted model, not a curated record. Gene Ontology annotation, molecular function: integrin binding. The transcript is spliced from 14 exons. Lineage: Eukaryota; Metazoa; Chordata; Amphibia; Anura; Bombinatoridae. Gene Ontology annotation, cellular component: integrin complex; cell surface; focal adhesion.